Messenger RNA from Pelecanus crispus (Dalmatian pelican), 1389 nucleotides. It is a transcript of the gene TFDP2, whose product is annotated as transcription factor Dp-2. Gene Ontology annotation, molecular function: DNA-binding transcription factor activity, RNA polymerase II-specific; RNA polymerase II transcription regulatory region sequence-specific DNA binding. The record is from RefSeq and is a predicted model, not a curated record. Lineage: Eukaryota; Metazoa; Chordata; Aves; Pelecaniformes; Pelecanidae. Gene Ontology annotation, biological process: regulation of transcription by RNA polymerase II; regulation of cell cycle. Gene Ontology annotation, cellular component: transcription regulator complex; nucleus.
AUGUUGGACCCCAAAUGGGACAGAAAGCGGACUCGAGAAUUUAUAGAAUCAGAUUUUUCAGAAAGUAAGAGAAGCAAAAAAGGAGAUAAAAAUGGGAAGGGUCUGAGGCAUUUUUCAAUGAAAGUAUGUGAAAAAGUUCAACGUAAAGGAACAACUUCAUACAAUGAAGUCGCUGAUGAGUUGGUAUCAGAAUUCACAAAUUCUAACAGCCACCUAGCUACAGAUUCGGCUUAUGAUCAGAAAAAUAUUAGACGGAGAGUUUACGAUGCCCUUAACGUCCUGAUGGCCAUGAACAUAAUUUCAAAGGAGAAGAAGGAAAUCAGAUGGAUCGGCCUUCCUACAAACUCAGCUCAGGAAUGUCAGAAUCUAGAGAUAGAAAAACAGAAGCGGAUUGAAAGGAUAAAACAGAAGCGAGCCCAACUACAAGAACUGCUCCUGCAGCAAAUAGCAUUCAAAAACUUGGUACAAAGAAAUCAGCAAAAUGAACAACAGAAUCAAGGCCCUCCAGCUUUGAACUCAACAAUACAGCUGCCUUUCUUAAUAGUCAACACUAGCAAAAGAACAGUUAUAGACUGCAGCAUUUCAAGUGAUAAAUUUGAAUACCUCUUUAAUUUCGAUAACACUUUUGAGAUUCAUGAUGACAGUGAGGUACUGAAGAGAAUGGGAAUGUCCUUUGGGCUUGAGGCAGGCAAAUGUUCAGCUGAGGACCUAAGAACUGCAAAAUCACUGGUGCCAAAAGCUUUAGAAGGCUACAUCACAGAUAUGUCUGCUGGAUUUUCAUGGAUAAACCAAGGGUUACUUUCAAGUUCAGCACAAGCAGUCUCACAUUUAGAGGUAGCAGGAGGCACUUCUGGUGCUAAAUCAAGUGAGAAUCCAGGGUUGUGUUUGGACGCUGAAGUGGCCUUAGCAACUGGGCCGUUUCUUGCCCCUAGCAGUCAACAGUCCAGCAGCGCAACGUCACGCUACUCAGAAUCACGGGGAGAAACUCCAUGCUCAUUCAAUGAAGAAGAUGAAGAGGAUGAAGAUGAGGAUUCUUCCUCACCAGAAUAAGAACAGUAGAAAACAGAAUAUACAAAAUGCUGCUCAUAAAUGUUCUCAAUGGGAGCUCCUGUUUGGAUUUUACUGAAGUUUCUUGCCUCGGUCAGCACUGUGUUCAGCGAAGCAAAAUGGAAGCUUCAAAAACAAAUUCAUCCACAGCUGAAGUUGAAAACUUUUGUAACUGAACACAGAGAGACAUGCAGACAGAGUGUGAAGCGUUUUUUAUCAACUAUAACCAAGGAAAAGAACAAAGUCCCUGGAGAUUUGGCAAAGUAAACAUCAAGUUCACAUUUUUCCAUUUUGGGACAUUCUGUCUCAAGUCUCUGUCUUCCCCUUAUCUUUACCAGAUGG